UUUAUUCCUGCCACCACCAUGAACACGAUUGUUCUUCCACCCCCUGAGCUUGCUCCCAGCCACGUUACCGCGAUGCAAAGGAAACCUUGUACUGCAUGUGGGGUACGGCUAGCUCCACUACGAUAUACCCGUUGCACGUUGUGUCGGACGGUCCAGGCCACCAAAAACACGUCGGAAAACAUGGCCAUCCCCCAGAAACGAAAGGUCUCCAACUUGGAAGAAGAAGAAGCUGAGGACUCGGCGCUUGUUUUGUUGCGCCUCCGAAAGCGCUACAAGUUGAUGGUUUUGCCACCGCCUCCCACUAUUACUCCAACAAAGACCCACCGGACCAAAUAUGCCGAUGCACCCGCGAUUUUCAGAGCUGUCGCUCAGGCACAAACCAAUCCGACCACUGCACCGUUAAAUUUUUCUGGGACAUUUGCAAUCGUUGCGACACCUGAUGUGGACCACGAAAGUCGCGUCCGUUUGGUUUCCCGCGAGCUCAGACGUGCAACCUCAGUCCAGUUCGACACGGACGAAGGUAUCGUUAUACCCAGCUCGGGCUCGACACGCAAAUUCACUCUCUGUUUCAAAUGCAAUUGCCACAAUGGUCGUCCCCUUGUGAGAACGAAGUCUAAGGACCUCUUCGCAUACUUCACAUCGUCGAAAAAGAAGGGAAAUAGCACUGCUUCUCAGGAGACCCAGAGCAGUCCGCCCACACAACCGACCGGUCCACCAUGCGAAGGAAUUACUAUUAUCAGCGCCGAAGACGACACAUCUCACCCAAGAUUUAUGGGCCAACGAAUCAAGCUAGCAAUCAAGCACCCCAAAGCUUGA
Mycena indigotica is the source of this 816-nucleotide messenger RNA. RefSeq lists its product as uncharacterized. Bases 19 to 816 code for a protein of 265 amino acids. NCBI's taxonomy places the organism in Eukaryota, Fungi, Basidiomycota, Agaricomycetes, Agaricales, Mycenaceae. The record is from RefSeq and is a predicted model, not a curated record. The transcript is spliced from 3 exons.